Molecule: messenger RNA, 402 nt
Organism: Fusarium odoratissimum NRRL 54006
Lineage: Eukaryota; Fungi; Ascomycota; Sordariomycetes; Hypocreales; Nectriaceae
Exons: 1
Coding region: 1-402 (133 amino acids)
Source: RefSeq, a predicted model, not a curated record
AUGACUCAAAGCUUUGGAACCAAUGGAGUCCGACCUGAACCACGCUAUCUUCCCAUCUGUCACGCUCAUGCUGCUUGCUCUCUAGCUCGAGCGGGAUCCGUCUCAAACCAUGACGUGCAUCUGCUUGCCUCCCACCGUCCAGGGCUGGUCAGAUUGGGGGUGAACAAAGUGCCCUGCCAGACCCUACCCUUUAGUGCAGCCACCUGGCCUGAGAAUAACUUCAAGGCUCUCUCUUCUCUGUGCCAAGGUGACCAGUCAUCUGCUCAAAACCGGCUACCAACUUCACCUGACUUUCCACAGACCACAGCAAACGAGGCAUGGAAGGUGAAAAUAGCGCCCGGCACGGCUAGAACGGGCGAAGGCGGGUCCGUGGGGAUAAAGAUGGGUCAUUCAGAUACCUGA